AUGCGAGCUCUGCAUACAACCCAGUUCCCCGAGGCGGGUCCAGAGAUGUUAUCUAGUUACGGGACUGUCAAUGAGUUCGGUUUCAUUGCCAAUCCAGCCUCAGCGAGCUUAACUUCUUAUUAUAACAUUACCACGAUGUCGGCGCACGUUGAAGGCAAGCGUAUCUGUGCAAAAGAAGCAGCAUUUUAUAAGCUCUUAGAAGCGCUUAGAUAA
This is a messenger RNA of Plasmopara halstedii, 213 nucleotides long. RefSeq lists its product as uncharacterized. The record is from RefSeq and is a predicted model, not a curated record. The coding region runs from base 1 to 213 and encodes 70 amino acids. NCBI's taxonomy places the organism in Eukaryota, Oomycota, Peronosporomycetes, Peronosporales, Peronosporaceae. The transcript is spliced from 2 exons.